AUGUCUUCUCGUCUCUUCGUUUUUAUUCUGAUAUGUUAUGCGACGGCGGAUAAAAUCGAGGAAUCGGAUUUAGAUGAUUAUAAGUUGUUCACCUGGAAAUGGGAGGAAGUUGAUCAAGUAUAUCUAAUCACAGUGUGGCUUCUUAUAGCGGCACUGGCAAAAAUUUUAUUCAACCUAAUGAAACCAAUAUCCAAGUGGCUACCAGACUCCUCAUUGCUCAUUAUAAUUGGGUUGGCACUCGGAUGGGUACUCCAUCAAACCACACUUAUCGGAACCUCCCUAGAUUCUCACACAUUCUUCCUCUAUCUUCUACCACCUAUCAUUUUCGACGCGGGUUAUUUCAUGCCUAACAGAGCUUUAUUCGAAAAUCUAGACUCUAUACUGGUCUUCUCAGUAUUUGGAACACUUUGGAAUACAUUCGCUAUCGGAGGUUCACUUCUACUCAUGUCUCAUUAUGAUCUAUUCACUAUGUCUUUCACAACUUUCGAAAUUUUUAUCUUCUCUUCUCUCAUCUCCGCAGUGGACCCCGUUGCAGUUAUAGCUAUUUUCGAGGAGAUUCAUGUAAAUGAGUUCCUUUUUAUUAAUGUAUUCGGAGAAGCACUUUUCAAUGAUGGUGUCACUGUAGUGCUCUAUCAAAUGUUCAAAAGUUUCGCAUUAAUUGGAUCUGAAAAUUUGUCGGCGUUGGAUUAUGCAAAAGGAGGAUUGUCGUUUUUCAUAGUGGCUCUGGGUGGAGCAGUGAUUGGUGUCAUUUUUGCGGUUGCAGUUAGUCUGACAACAAAGUACACAUAUGACGUGAGGAUUUUGGCUCCUGUUUUCAUAUUCGUGCUCCCUUACAUGGCAUACCUGACUGCUGAGAUGUUGUCCUUGUCUUCGAUUAUUGGCAUCGCCGUCUGCGGAAUGCUUAUGAAACAAUACAUCAAAGGAAACAUCACCCCAGCCGCCGCCAACUCAGUCAAAUACUUCAUCAAAAUGCUCGCUCAAUCCGCCGAAACCGUCAUUUUCAUGUUUCUCGGUCUCUCCACAAUCACAUCUCAACAUCACUUUGAUCUCAACUUUAUUAUCGCUACCGUAUUUUUCUGUCUGCUAUACAGAGCUAUCGGAAUAAUUGUUCAAUGCUUCAUUUUGAACCGAUUCCGCGCGAAAAAGUUCGAGGUGGUGGAUCAGUUCGUCUUGUCUUAUGGAGGACUCCGUGGCGCCAUUGCUUAUGGUCUCGUUGUCUCUAUUCCAGCAUCAAUCACUGCUAAACCAAUGUUUGUCACUGCGACAAUUGCAGUGAUCUACUUUACAGUGUUCCUUCAAGGAAUCACGGUUAGACCACUAGUGAAUUGGCUGAAAGUGAAGAAGAGAGAAGAGAGAGAUGCUACAAUGGUGGAGAGUGUCUACAAUAAAUAUCUGGAUUAUAUGAUGUCAGGAGUUGAGGAUAUUGCAGGGAAGAAGGGGCCGUAUACCCUUAUUGAAAAUUUCGAAAGAUUCAAUGCGAAACGAAUCAAGCCGAUCUUGAUGAGACAUCAGAAGAAGGAGAGUUUCGACGCUUCGAAAAUCAUCAGGGCGUACGAGAAAAUCACGCUGGAAGACGCAAUACGGCUAGCCAGUAUUAAGACUACUAUUCAGAGCGGAAGACUGGAAAGCACUGUGGCAGUACACAGCUCAUCAAAUCAGAAAACAGUGACACCCCGGCAUUUACAAUUGGAAAAGUUUAUGAACUCUGGAGAGAAUAUUGAUUCUCUUUACUCGCUGUUUAGUGACUUGUUGGAUAGAAAGUUGCUUGAAAUGAACACGAAAAGUCCGGCGAGUGAAGUGAAGGGUGAUGGAGAAGACAUUCAGGAUGAUUAUAUGACUGAAGUGAAAUCCCGGUCCAACUUGGCAGCCAUGUUCCGAAGUGCCGAACAACUGGACUCUGACACUGCUUACAAUCGGCAGAGAAGACAAUCAGCCGGGGAUUUAGAUGCGAAAAAGAAGAAUGAUUUUUUGAGAGUCUAA
Messenger RNA from Caenorhabditis remanei, 1980 nucleotides. RefSeq lists its product as uncharacterized. NCBI's taxonomy places the organism in Eukaryota, Metazoa, Nematoda, Chromadorea, Rhabditida, Rhabditidae. The transcript has 7 exons. The record is from RefSeq and is a predicted model, not a curated record. Gene Ontology annotation, cellular component: membrane. Gene Ontology annotation, biological process: regulation of pH; proton transmembrane transport; sodium ion transport. Bases 1 to 1980 code for a protein of 659 amino acids. Gene Ontology annotation, molecular function: sodium:proton antiporter activity.